This is a messenger RNA of Ilyonectria robusta, 442 nucleotides long. RefSeq lists its product as uncharacterized. The coding region runs from base 83 to 442 and encodes 119 amino acids. The record is from RefSeq and is a predicted model, not a curated record. Lineage: Eukaryota; Fungi; Ascomycota; Sordariomycetes; Hypocreales; Nectriaceae. The transcript is spliced from 2 exons.
CUUCGUUUCGUCCUAAGCCAGUAAAUUGAUUACAACGCACUCAAGACUGCACCCAAACCGCACACCGCACACACUUUGCACUAUGGCCCACGUUAGCAGGCAAGACGACAGCUAUCAUCAGCUCAUGGACCAAUCGGACCGUGGUAAUGGCACCUACCAACAAAAUGGCGGCCAUCUCGAGAAUGCGGGAAUUACCCCGGCACCGCAACGGCCGGUCUUAAAAUUGUCGGACAAGAUCUCCUUCGUUGCUAUUCUGGUCAUGCAGCUGUCCUACAUUGCCAUAAUUAUCAUGAUAGCAAUGAAGUGGAAGGGUUGGGAUAAAGAAGCAACAACCGAUAAGAUAUGGGUGAUUGGAGGUGCUAUAGUCCUCGUACUUUCAGUGGUGUAUCAAGUCCGCUUCUUUCGUCUCUGGCGCAAAUCUAGGAAAGGCAUUCGGGCAUAA